AUGGUCUACUCAACUUCGUACGCGGCGGCGGCGGUGCUAGGCCUGUUCGCGGCUUCCGGAUCGGCCCAGAACUUCACCAUCGCCAAUGGCCAAAUCUUCACGCCCGGGCUUGUCAUCUUGGAUGCACCUCAGCCGGGAACUCCGCUGGGCGGCGAUAACCUGCAAGUUGCGAUAGACGUCUCGACCAACGGCAAGAUGCCGCUGCCGCCGUACGCCUCGGACAGCCCAACCAAGAUCUUCAACGUGACCAUGUUUCUGUCCAGCUACACCACCGGCCGCAACUUCACCAUCUCGAACGGCACCGCGACCGCCAACAACGCCAGUCUCGGCGAGAUCAUGGUCCAGGAGCCCGGUAGCACGGUGAAGCACGUUAACUGGAUCUGGCCCGAUUGUCUCGUCGGCAACGGACAGCCCAGCUCGGCCGCCAGCGAUCGCGGUGCUUACAACAUCUCCAUCCGCCAAAACUUCCGCCUCAACGGUGAAGACCACUACACAAUCUUUGACGUGCCCAUCUCCGUCACAAACAGCAUCGAGAAAAAAGACGGCCGCCCCUCCUGUGACGCCCUCAACAACCCGCUCCUCACCGCCGACCAGCUCAACGCCACGGCCGCCAAUGGCGUCGGCGUGCUCUUUGCUCCCGGCGACUCCACCACCAUCAAUGUAAAAUCGGGCUCCGGCAGCGGCGACGAUGGGCUCAGCGGGACGAAGCCUGAGGCGACGCCUGGUGACGGCCUUGGCGCGGGAGCCAGCUUGAGCUGGAGCGACGGCGCGCACUGGUUGUGUUUGGUGAGCAUCGGCGCCGCGCUAAUGCUCUGA
Molecule: messenger RNA, 816 nt
Organism: Colletotrichum orchidophilum
Lineage: Eukaryota; Fungi; Ascomycota; Sordariomycetes; Glomerellales; Glomerellaceae
Exons: 3
Coding region: 1-816 (271 amino acids)
Source: RefSeq, a predicted model, not a curated record